AUGGGGAAGGCGCCACAAGACUCCGACGACGAUGAUGACGAGGAGGAGGAGGAGGAAGAGCAGUCUCAAGCGUCGGAGGGCGCCAGCAGUGACGCUGCGGGUGACGAGGAGGCCGAAAUGAGGCUCGAGGACGGGGAGGCGGAGGAGCUCGACGACGACGUGGCGGCGUGGUCAGCGUCCGACGUGGAGUUUGUCGAGNAGGCUCGCCGCCGGCUGGCGGUAGUGAACUGCAGCUGGGACCACGUGCGUGCAGUGGACCUCUACGCGAUUCUCUUCUACGCGCUGCCCUUAGGUGGACAGCUCGUCAACGUCUCCGUCUACAUGAGUGAGUUUGGCAAACGCAUGGUGGAGCAUGAGCGUGUGCACGGCCCGGACCUCUGGGUUAAGAAUGAUGAGGCGGAGCCGAAGCAGGACACCGCCGCGGGAUCUCGCUACCACCGCAACGGCGCGGGUGACGAGUCAAAUUAUGAUGACGAAGACGGCAACAACAACAAAAACGACGGCGACGAUGACCCGUGGGAGGUCGACAACGUUGCGAUGCUGCACGAGGUGGGCGAGGAUGGCGAACUCUUCUCGCAGGGGAAGCACCGUAAGUACGAGCGGGACCGCAUGAAGUAUUACUACGCCAUCGCCACCUUCGACUCUGCGGAAACAGCAGAGACGGUCUACAAGCAGCUGGACGGCAUGGACAUUGAGUCCAGCGGCGUCGUGCUCGACCUUCGCUACGUCGACGACGACGAGGUUUUCGAGAACCCUGUUAGCAGCGCCGACCGCAUCCCUGCAAAUUUCAAGCCGCUCGCCGCAUUUAAGUCAGCGGCGCUGUCGCAGACCCGCUUCCGCAUCUCGUGGGACCAGGACGACAUGUUCCGCUACCGCUCGAUACGCGACAGCCUCACUGGUGAGGCUGCGGAAGAUGACCUCGCCGCGUACAUCGCUCCUCCUGACUCGUCGGACGAGGACGAGGUUGGCGACAGCAGCAACAACAAGGAGAAGAAAAGUCGCGAAAAACUACGCAUUCGUAAGAAGUAUGCAGCGUUACUGGAGGAGAUUGGUGGUCUUCCUCAGGACUACGAGGGCAGUGACCAUGGGGGGGACAGCGAUGAAGGGGAUGAGGAGGACGGCGAUGACGACUCGUUGAACCGCUUCAGCGAUGUUGAGAUGGAUGAGGAUGAGGAACAGCAGUCGGGGGAUAAUGACGGCGAGGUGAUGGGGGACAUGGAGGCGACGCUCGACCUCGACGCAGGGACUAAGGCGGCGCAGCUUCAACGCGAGGCGAAGAUCAAGCAGAUGAUGAAUUCGGCAGACCUCGGCAGCAAAGCGGAGCUCAAGUACAAGCUGCGGCGCAAGGAGAUGCGCAAGACUAAGAAGGAGAUGCUCGCGCAGGAGCGGGAGGAGGAAGUGGCGCGGCUGCAGUCCGACCGCGAGCAGCGGCGGCAGGCUCUCCGCGACGCCCUCGGAACCGACGACCCCGGC
Molecule: messenger RNA, 1473 nt
Organism: Trypanosoma grayi
Lineage: Eukaryota; Euglenozoa; Kinetoplastea; Trypanosomatida; Trypanosomatidae
Product: pre-rRNA-processing protein ESF1
Exons: 1
Biological process (GO): rRNA processing
Molecular function (GO): RNA binding
Source: RefSeq, a predicted model, not a curated record